AUGGCGGAGUGCAAGAAGUUACAGAGGGAACUCACCUGGGAAGGUAACACCAUUAAGCGCCUGGUAGCAGAGCAAGAUUAUGAAGAGACGGAAGCAAGACUUCGGAUAUUAAAGGGAGUAUUUUCCGAGUUUGCUAACGCACACGAGGAUUGUCAUGUGCUUCUCACUGACGACGGUGAUAUUGACGAUAGUGAUGGGUAUCUCUUUGAGGUUCAAGAUGCGUAUAUUGAUGUGGUGAGAGAAGCGAAGGCAUUCCUCGAUAGUCGGAAGUUACCCAUCAAGCCGGAGGCAUUAAGACGACAAGAGCAGCAAUAUGCACGACUGGAACGGCAGAGAUUGUUCCAGAAACAUCAAGAAGGAAUUAGAAGGCAGGAGAAGGAGCAAUUAAGAUUGUUUCAGGACCAACAAGAAGCAGCCAGAAAGCAAGAGGAAGAAGGUAUUAGAAUGGAACAAGAAAGAAUGUUCCAGGAACAGCAAGAAGCAGCCAGGAAGCAAGAGGAAGAACAUAUUAGAAUGGAACAAGAAAGAAUGUUCCAGGAACAGCAAGAAGCAGCCAGGAAGCAAGAGGAAGAAUGUAUUAAAAGGGAACAAGAAAGAAUGUUCCAGGAACAGCAAGAAGCAGCCAGGAAGCAAGAUGAAGAAGGUAUUAGAAUGGAACAAGAAAGAAUGUUCCAGGAACAGCAAGAAGCAGCCAGGAAGCAAGAGGAAGAAUGUAUUAAAAGGGAACAAGAAAGAAUGAUCCAGGAACAGCAAGAAGCAGCCAGGAAGCAAGAGGAAGAAUGUAUUAAAAGGGAACAGGAAAGAAUGUUCCAGGAACAGCAAGAAGCAGCCAUGAAGCAAGAGGAAGAAUGUAUUAAAAGGGAACAAGAAAGAAUGUUCCAGGAACAGCAAGAAGCAGCCAUGAAGCAAGAGGAAGAAU
Molecule: messenger RNA, 919 nt
Organism: Priapulus caudatus
Lineage: Eukaryota; Metazoa; Priapulida; Priapulimorpha; Priapulimorphida; Priapulidae
Product: golgin subfamily A member 6-like protein 22
Exons: 1
Source: RefSeq, a predicted model, not a curated record